Salarias fasciatus (jewelled blenny) is the source of this 1029-nucleotide messenger RNA. RefSeq names its product beta-1,3-galactosyltransferase 2-like. Gene Ontology annotation, biological process: protein O-linked glycosylation. The record is from RefSeq and is a predicted model, not a curated record. Gene Ontology annotation, molecular function: N-acetyl-beta-D-glucosaminide beta-(1,3)-galactosyltransferase activity. Gene Ontology annotation, cellular component: Golgi membrane. NCBI's taxonomy places the organism in Eukaryota, Metazoa, Chordata, Actinopteri, Blenniiformes, Blenniidae. Bases 1 to 1029 code for a protein of 342 amino acids. The transcript has 2 exons.
AUGAACAUCCUGGAGGCCACAGACACAGCAGCUGGAGGGCUGGACAUCAACACAAUCAGAAUGGUGAUCAACUUCAGUAUGCCCUCCAAGCUGAGAUCAGAAAUCCACCGUGUCGGCCGGAGGGCUUGUACUGGACGCUCCAUGUCUUUGAUGGAGGAGGUGGAGAAGAAAACACUGAAGGAGGUGGUGAAGGCAGCAAGGAGCAGAUACCACCAAGCUUAUCCAAAGAACUACCACUUUGUGAUGGAUAAUGCAGACAUUUGCACGAAGAAGACCCCUUUCCUGGUCCUCAUGGUCCCGGUGUCACCAGAUGACGUGGCCGCUCGGGAUGCCAUCCGGCAGACGUGGGGUAACAACAGUCUGGUUCAGGGCGAGGUGGUAGUCACUCUCUUCAUGCUGGGUCUCUCUCACAGAGCUGAUGCUGAGACGCUGAAACAGGAAAACCUACAGCACAUGGACUUGAUUCAGAGUGACUUCUUGGACACUUACCUCAACCUGACCAUCAAAACGAUGGUGAUCAUGGACUGGCUGGCCACACGCUGCUCAGAGGCAGCCUACGCCAUGAAGGUCGACUCUGACAUGUUCCUGAACAUUGACAAUCUGGUGAUCAUGCUACAGAAGCCAGGUAUCCCCAGGGAGAACUACCUGACAGGGAUGCUCAUGUGGAACAGGCCUGUUAUCCGUACGAAGUCCUCCAAGUGGUACGUUUCUGAGGAGAUGUUCCCAGAAUCCACAUAUCCGACGUACACUCUUGGCAUGGGAUAUGUGUUUUCCAACGACCUUCCCAAGAAAUAUGUGGAGAUCUCAAAAUCCCUCAAACCCUUCAACAUAGAGGACGCCUACAUUGGGAUGUGCAUGAAAAAGCUUGGUCUUGUGCUCACCUCGCCACCCGUUCCCUCCCAGUUUCAAGCCUACAAUAGCAGAUAUGACCGCUGUGAAUUCUCCAAGGUCAUCACCUACAUUCUUGGUUCUCCACAACAGUUGUUGGAGUACUGGACCGAUUUGAAGAAACCUGGACCACCUUGCUAG